This is a messenger RNA of Xylaria bambusicola, 1565 nucleotides long. Its product is annotated as acyl-CoA N-acyltransferase. Gene Ontology annotation, molecular function: acyltransferase activity, transferring groups other than amino-acyl groups. Lineage: Eukaryota; Fungi; Ascomycota; Sordariomycetes; Xylariales; Xylariaceae. The record is from RefSeq and is a predicted model, not a curated record. The coding region runs from base 392 to 1222 and encodes 276 amino acids. The transcript has a single exon.
UUUUCACGAAUCCCUUGCAAAAUGUGUACUAUCCUUACAUGUACUUGGGGAUUGAGCGUGCCCUACUAGCAUACUGUUGCUGGUGGCGAGGACGAUCGACAUGUAAAGCUUCUACUCUAGUUGUUUAAUAGUGAGCUUAUGCUCUUGCAUCCAGCCUGUUCCGACGGUAUCUGAAUGACGUUGCCAUGUUGCUUGCUCAUAAAUGUGUUGCCUUUUACGAUCAGAAUACAUACACAUCUCUGUAGCUCGGGGCUAAGUGCACGCAUACUGUUGGUACGCAACGAGUCCCGCAGUCACGGCAUUUCGCAUUUUCCUAUCUAAAUCUGAAAAAUUGUCGCUAUCGCUAUCCUCGCGACCGCCAGGAUCAGCGAGGCUUACAGCCCCUCUCGCCAUGUCUUCGCCAACAUCCACGGGUGCUCGAAGCAUGCCUGUUUCCAUACAGCCUCUUGAGGUAUCCGACAUACCAGAUUGUGCCAGGCUCUCUGCUGCAGCGUUUGCCAGGGAUCCGCACACGCUUGUGAAACAGCUAGGCCAGCAGCCAUUCGACAUGUUCGACAUAACACGCUCGGGUCUAGAGGAGAACCUCAAGAGGGAUAAUUUUUUGUGCGUGAAGGCGGUAGACAACCAAGGCAUCAUCGUCGGGCAUGCGAACUGGGUGUUCUCGGGCGGGGGCCAAAAGCGCGCUUCAUCAAGGGGCACUGGAUCAAGAGGCAUUGGAGAUAGUGAGUCGGCAGUAGCGGGGGAAGAAGACAACAAGGCAACAGAACUAGGCAAGCCGCAAGCACCCGCGAACGCGGCGGAAGACGUGAGAGAUCCCAUCGAGCGGCUUCACGCACUCGAGGACGCAGACAUGCAAUACUGGCUGCAGAACAUAGUCCCCGCGGACACGCCGUGCAUAUUGGUCGUCGGGCUCGCGGUGUCACCAAGCCACGAGAGGCGGGGCAUCGGGACAGCGCUGUUAAGCCACGGCAACACCAUCGCCGAUGAGAGGGGCUUGUCAAUUUGGGUGCACUCGUCGCAUCAGGCGUAUAAUGCGUACAUCAAGGCAGGUUUCGAGACGCGGCGCGAGCUCCGGAUUGAACUCGACGAUUAUGCGCCGCGGCCGCCGCGCGAUGGCGAACUGACCAUGGCGGCAUUGGCGGGCCGGGAUGAAGACGGCCGGUGGGGGCGGUAUGUGAUAAGGUAUAUGGAGAGAAAGACGGGCGGGAACCGAGGGAAUUGAUGUGGUGGAAGUUAUUGUUGUUGCGUUAUCAUUUCGAUAAUAUACGAUACUACGCCGACCGUACGUCAAUAGUCCACUAUGGCCACCUUUCAGGCGUAUCUAAGCGUGGUAGUAUUUCCAGAAAUGGAACUCCUGUCGACUUACUCUCCAGGCUGGUUAGACCUGCAUUAUAGGCAGAUAUGAGAAUACAUAUCUAUCUAUGUACUUACGACUAAGCUCCUAUUAGUCUAUUGAAGCUGUUUUGGUUCUAGAAAGAAUAUGGAAUAAUAGUGUUAGCAUAAUGGACUGUGUGGUUUCAACUAAGAUUAGGAAGUACUCCUGUCUAAUAGCAUCUUUUGAAAGC